CACACAAACACACACACUUCUCCAGCUUUUUCCCAGCCUCUUUCCUCAUUCACAGCCUGUCAAGCUUGAAUUAUUAACACUGAUCUUAUUUUUUUAGUCUGUGCUUCCUUUGUUGUUUCUCUAAGGGAGGUUUGGGAACUGGGUUUGGCCUGUCAAGCCUGCUGCCCACCCUAUUCUCCAUUGGAAUUCUGCUUAGAUUGCUCCGUCCACCUGGGCUAGCUCUCCUACCACCUAUCUUUGUUCUCCAAUGCAUUGACCAGUCGCCUGCUUCGGUUCGGCUUAUAGCUCGUUCUAGCUUAUGGGUGGAAGUAGUGGUAUGCAGGAGGAAGAUGGUCAAUGAGCCUCCUAUAUUGCAGGCAUGGGAACCAAGCUCCAAUAUAUGAUUAGUGUUUUGGCUACAUCACCAAAUAGCAGCAGAUCAACUGAGAAGCCUAUGGACGAUUGGGACUAUUUCAAGAACAAAGAAUUGAAGGUGGACUUCAAAAGGAACUGUAUUGACAAGCUUCACAACUCCAUGGAUCGAAUACUUGAACAGAAUAAUGUAGAAACGAUCAAGAAGACGAUGCUGAUGCACGAAGAUGUAUUUAAGCAUCAGGUGCAGGAGCUUCACAGGCUGUACAGUGUCCAAAAGAUGCUGAUGAAAGAACUAAAAGGUGAGAAAAAGCAGACAAGGCUUUGGAGCCCCAGAGCUGGCCUGAUUAGCCAGCACCAUCUGCCAUUGCAUACUGCUUGUGGGGAUAGUUUUUGGGUUCAAGACGAUCCAAGCUCAAGAGAGCUGAGCAGCAGCUGCUCAGGAGACACCCUGAGAAUGGCCAGGGGACUUGAUCUCAAAAGGGCUAACCAAGAAGGCGUCUCAACAGCAUUCAAUGCCAUUGAUGAAGCCCACCAGCACCCAGAAGACAACAAGAUGAGCUUGGUAGAAGAGAGUGAAGUAGAGCUCACGCUUAGCAUUGGAACUCCUACCAGCAGAAAGAAGAAACCCGAAAACCACCAGCCUAACCGCAGCCUGGAAUUAGCCUGUUCUGAAUUAACAAACAACGAAAUCCCCGAUCUUGGGUCAUCCUCCUCGUUCAAGUCUGAUAGGGGAGAGGAAUGCAGUGACCUUGCCAACGCGGCCAGCAGCUCCAGCGCAACAACAGAAGAUUAUAGGAAGCAGCCACUUUGGCUUUUCCAAGGCCUAAGCCUGAACAGAACCCAACUUUGACAAUCAUAUUUAAAUUGAUCCCACAGGUUUUUUCAUGCAUUAACAUUCAUGAUCGAGAAUUGUUGUGCUCCAUUUUAUUAACCCCACGAUUAAGACACCAUUGCUGGGCAUAUUUGGUUGUAAAUGCAUCAUCUACAGCACAUGUCUA
Molecule: messenger RNA, 1352 nt
Organism: Vitis riparia (riverbank grape)
Lineage: Eukaryota; Viridiplantae; Streptophyta; Magnoliopsida; Vitales; Vitaceae
Exons: 3
Coding region: 359-1204 (281 amino acids)
Source: RefSeq, a predicted model, not a curated record